Gastrolobium bilobum is the source of this 405-nucleotide messenger RNA. RefSeq lists its product as uncharacterized. The record is from RefSeq and is a predicted model, not a curated record. NCBI's taxonomy places the organism in Eukaryota, Viridiplantae, Streptophyta, Magnoliopsida, Fabales, Fabaceae. Bases 1 to 405 code for a protein of 134 amino acids. The transcript has a single exon.
AUGGUCAAAUACGUCAAGUUGAUGAAAGAUGUUCUCUCAAAGAAAAGAGGAAUAGAAGAAUAUGAAACUGUGACAAUGGCGCAGGAAAGUUGCAAAUAUUUGGGUAAACUUCCACCAAAAUUACAGGAUCCUGGGAGCUUUACCAUUCACUGUGUAAUAGGAAAUACUUACCAAGGCAAAGCCUUAUGUGAUUUGGGGGCAAGCAUCAAUUUAAUGCCUUCCUCAGUCUUCAAACAAUUAGCUACCGGACCAGCAAAACCCAACUCUGUAACACUGCUGAUGGCAGAUAGAUCCAUUGUCAAGCCUGAGGGGAAAGUGGAGAAUUUGUUGGUCAUGGGAGCUGAGCAGGUAGGGGUGAGAGCAUCUGUUCGAUCCUCCCCAGUACCACCUUUGGGAGGGGUUUAA